UGACAAGUUUACCAACUGUAAAAAGAGCCCAAGUUGUUUUUGGUGCUCUGAAAAGUUUGGCAUAAGGUGUCAACCACCAAUAUUGCAGGCAGCUGAGGAUGCGGAGUCUUCAGGACGGCCCAGGAGUCCAAGGAUUUAAAGUUUUCUGCAGUAAAAACCUGACUUACAAAUUCGGAAGAAUGGACAAAACGUGCUAGGCACUUUACAAAAAGGUAUAGAGUUUAAGUAUCACAAAAUCUCAAAAUGAGCGACAUCAAUAAAGAGGCCAUCGAGAGGAAUAUGGAGCAAUCUAUGAAGGAUAAUCAACAAGACCUACAUCAGCUUAACUCUAGCAAUCCUAUUUAUGUUCCGAGAGGAAGAGGCUUCAGAAGAUUAACAUCCCAACAAUCUCAAAACAUGGAUUUAUCCUUUUCGCGGCCGGGGUCGGCCAUGUCUACGUCUUCACUAAAGUCUGCUAUAGAGAGACUCAAAGAAGUAACCACAAGGUUGACUGAAAAACUAAAUCUCCAGAACAAUCACCGGCAUAAAACGGGGAUGCCUGAGAGGGAAUUCUCGCGAGUCAACAAAAGUAAUAAAAGAGAUCACUCAGGCUCACUGGAAACUAGUAAAAAUCUUCCUUCACCUGCGAGCAGGGACAGAAAGAAAAGGAAAAACUCUACUUCAGCUUACUAACAAGGUAACAUCUCACGUUAUAAUAACAAUAAUAACAUUAUUACAGGAGGAAAAGAUCAAAAUUCCGCAAGUACAAGGUCAGGCGGACUACUAAGAGAACAACGCAACACACUACAUGAUC
Leptopilina heterotoma is the source of this 793-nucleotide messenger RNA. RefSeq lists its product as uncharacterized. The record is from RefSeq and is a predicted model, not a curated record. Bases 244 to 672 code for a protein of 142 amino acids. The transcript is spliced from 3 exons. NCBI's taxonomy places the organism in Eukaryota, Metazoa, Arthropoda, Insecta, Hymenoptera, Figitidae.